This is a messenger RNA of Impatiens glandulifera, 2267 nucleotides long. Its product is annotated as putative polyketide hydroxylase. Bases 50 to 2170 code for a protein of 706 amino acids. Gene Ontology annotation, molecular function: FAD binding. The record is from RefSeq and is a predicted model, not a curated record. The transcript is spliced from 11 exons. NCBI's taxonomy places the organism in Eukaryota, Viridiplantae, Streptophyta, Magnoliopsida, Ericales, Balsaminaceae.
UCCUCCUCAGUAGACCUUCUCUUCUACUCUAUCUAUCUCCCUCUAUAGAAUGAGAGUUUUAGGGCUUAGGAAAAGUUUCACUGAAUUUGGCGCCAACAGUAACAAUAUCAUUACAAGAUACUGGCGGAGAUCUUUGUCUUCCUGUAAUUCCACAUCCGAUGGCUUUGGUGGACAAGAUUCGAUCUUGCCGGUACUCAUCAUCGGCGCCGGUCCUGUUGGGCUCGUGCUUUCCAUCCUUCUUACAAAAUUGGGAGUCAAGUGUGCAAUUAUGGAGAAAAGCAAAGUCUUUUCGACGCAUCCUCAAGCACAUUUCAUCAAUAACCGGACAAUGGAGGUGUUUCGCAAAUUGGACGGAUUAGAAGAGGAAAUUCAAAUCGCCCAACCGCCAGUAGACUUAUGGAGAAAAUUCAUCUAUUGCACUUCACUCACAGGCCCCAUCAUUGGUUCUGUAGAUCAUAUGCAACCUCAAGAUUUCGACAGAAUUAUCAGCCCAACUUCUGUUGCACAUUUCUCACAAUAUAAAUUGAAUACUUUACUCACAAAGAAGUUGGACAAACUCAACUUCCACGCUCAUACAGAUAUUGACAACAGUUCUGUUAUAGAAAGAGUGAUCUUAAUGGGGCAUGAAUGUUUAUCAAUUGACGAUACUAACAGUUACUUGAGAGUGACUGCAUCUUUUCUCGAUAAAGGUCAGUGCAAGCAGAGAACUCUGAAGUGUGGUGUUCUAGUAGGUGCUGACGGUUCUGCAAGCACUAUAAGGAAGCUUGCAGGAAUUGAAAUGAAGGGAGAAAAAGAUUUACAGAAGCUUGUUAGUGUUCAUUUUAUAAGCCGAGACCUUGGACAUUACUUGCUUAAAGAGCGUCCGGGUAUGCUUUUUUUCAUUUUCAAUACCGAGGCUAUAGGUGUUCUUGUUGCUCACGAUCUCAAAGAAGGGGAAUUUAUAUUACAGAUCCCAUUUUAUCCACCUCAACAGAAGCUUGAAGAUUUUGGCCCUGAGACUUGUGAAAGGUUAAUCUUCAAAUUGGUUGGCCGAGAGCUUGCAGACAUAAAUGUGAUUGAGAUAAAGCCAUGGGUGAUGCAUGCUGAAGUUGCUGAGAAGUUUGUAACUUAUGAUAACAAGGUAGUUCUUGCUGGCGAUGCUGCUCAUCGCUUUCCUCCUGCUGGUGGUUUCGGAAUGAAUACUGGCAUCCAGGAUGCCCACAAUCUUGCAUGGAAGUUGGCUUCAGUAGUGAAAGGCAUUUCUCCACGAACGAUCCUUCACACCUAUGAAACAGAACGUAGACCGAUUGCCAUUUCCAAUACAUCUCUUAGCAUCCAAAACUUUAGAGCAGCAAUGUCAAUUCCAACUGCUCUUGGCCUUGAUCCAUCAGUAGCAAACUCAGUGCAUAGUGUUAUUAAUCGGGGAAUUGGUUCUGUAUUGCCAUCUGGGCUUCAAAGAGCCAUUUUAGAAGGAGUCUUCACCAUGGGACGUGCACAAGUCUCUGAACUGGUUUUGAAUGAAAACAACCCACUUGGAUCUCUCAGGCUAGCAAGAGCAAGACAGAUUUUGGAAGAAGGGAAAAGUCUACAACUUCAGUUCCCAGCUGAAGAUCUUGGUUUCAGAUAUUAUGAAGGCGCUCUUGUUCCCGAAACUGAUAGUCUUAUUGAUGAGAUGGAAGUACCUUCUGGUCGUAGAAGAGAUUAUGUUCCUUCUGCAGCUCCGGGUGCAAAGUUGCCUCACAUGAAUGUGAGACGUCUAAGAAGUGACAAGGGAAGCCUGGAAAUGUUGUCUACACUGGAUUUGGUUUCAGAAGAUGAACUCGAGUUCCUUCUCGUAAUAGCACCAGUGGAUGAAUCUUAUGUUGUUGCUCGAUCUGUGUAUAAGGUUGCUGAAGAAUUUAAAGUCUCGGUCAAACUUUGUGUAAUUUGGCCAUUCGAUGGGGUUAAAGAAGGGGGAAGCAAUGGUGUACUUGAACCUUGGAAGAACUUCAUAGAUGUUGUGGAAGUGAGACCGUCAUCAUCAUCUACUUUCUUGUCAUGGUGGGAUUUGUGUGGGAUGACUGAUAAGGGAGUUAUCUUGGUCAGACCAGACCAACAUAUCGCUUGGAGGGUGAAAUCGAGCCUUCUCGAUGAUCCCAAUCUAGUUAUGAGAAAUGUUUUCUCUUCUGUGAUUGGAAUAAUUAGGACAUAAAUGUGCUCUUUAGAACGUGUAAAACACUAAUCUGAUAUGAUUUCUCUCUAAUUUAUUACUUAUUUCUUUUUCAAGCAUAAAUAUUUUUGUCUAUACA